GGUCACGUGCUGGUUUCAACUUCCUGUUUACCACUUGUUCCUUGAGACAGUUCACGGAUUGCAACACUUCAACAGUCGUGUGAUCUUUCAUCAAGACUAAUAAAUACGCGUUUGAAUCGCUGCUGCUAAGGAUUUAAUCGUUUUGGAACCGGUAAUAUGUUUUUGUCAUUACUGGGGAAGAGGAGAGAAAAUGAAUAAAUGACAGAGGAAACGUGACUAGGCCAGGAGUCCUCGCGAUUUCCUGAGUCAGGCGCCCGGAGUAUUCCUCUGCCAACAAAUGCUCAAUACCAAACAUACGAGUGAUGAGGGCAAGGAUUAAAAACCAGUCAACAUUCAUUUUUCUCGGAAAAACGUUUAGUAAUGUGUUGGAUUUAACUUUAAGUGUGGAUACUUCCUAACAUUAGUUAACUAACGUCAGCUACCGUAGCUAGCCAACCAAAUCCACCACCACUAGCUUAGCCACGUAAACAAAUUACUAUACAUUCUGCUUGCCUGGCAAGUUUUACUCGGAAGGGUUAGCUAGCCUGCUGGCUGGUUAAUACAUCUUUGUUUCUAGAGGGUACCAGCACAGCGGUGCCCUGAAUUCGGGGAGAAUACCCGGCUCCGGCCCUUUCAAGCGGGCAGUCAGGAAGAAACUGGCUGGGAAGGGAUGGCCUGGUGGGUCUUCCCGUUCCCAAGGUGCUGCGGUGUUUGAGGGCGGAAGAGUUCGGAUAGAACCCACGGUGGGUCUCGGCACGAUGAUGUCUGCAUUCCCUUCCGUGUCUGGGAGUCUCACGGACUCCGGGCUAAUGAUAUCAGGCAGAAAGACUGAGGAAAUAGCGGAUUUGAUAGAUUUGUUUUCGAAGACACAGUACAGAGCGAAAGAAGUCACGCUACGGGUCGAGACGAUAGAGAAGCGUUGCUUGGAGCUCUUUGGCCGAGACUACAAGUACAGUGUCAUCCACAACGCCAACGGGGAGGUGUGUGGCCACUACCCCCGACAGAUGGUCUUCCUGGAGUAUGAAUGUACAGAGCUCCAUAAAGACGGGUUUGAGAGCACAGUCCAGAUCACCAAGCUGCAGGAUCUGGUGAACCGCAGUAAGAUGGCCCGCUGCAGAGGGAGGUUUGUCUGCCCUGUCAUCCUCUACAAUGGCAAACAUAUCUGUCGCUCAUCCACUCUGGCAGGCUGGGGGGAGCUAUAUGGGCGCACAGGCUAUAACUACAUCUUCUCAGGGGGGAUUGAUGACACAUGGGGGGCAGAGUCUGAGCCAGAGGUUCCAGAGGACGACAGUGCCGGCAAUGGGGACUCUCAGCUCUUUGACAAGGUGCGGGGUCUGGACAUCAAGCUGCUGCGCUACCUCUCUGUGCGCUACAUCUGUGACCUCAUGGUGGAGAACAAGAAGGUCAAGUUUGGCCUAAAUGUCACCUCGUCUGAGAAGGUGGAUAAGGCUCAACGAUAUGCAGACUUCACCCUGCUCUCUGUGCCUUACCCAGGGUGUGAGUUCUUUAAGGACUACAAAGAUAGAGACUACACCGCUGAGGGACUAGUAUUCAACUGGAAUCAGGAUUUUGUGGAUGCUCCUUUGACAAUCCCUGUGUGCUUUACCAAGAACUUGAAUAUAGACUGGAGUAAAUAUCAGUCUUGGGACCUGGUCCAGCAGACCCAGAACUACCUGAAGCUAUUGCUUCACACCAUCAACAGCGACGACGAGAGCGGUCUCCUCGUGCACUGCAUAUCCGGUUGGGACCGGACACCUCUCUUCGUGUCACUCCUGCGUCUCUCGCUGUGGGCAGAUGGUGCCGUCCACGCCAGUCUGGAGCCGGCUGAAAUCCUCUAUCUGACCAUCGCCUACGACUGGUUCCUCUUUGGUCAUAUGCUACCUGAUCGCCUCAGCAAAGGAGAGGAGAUUUUCUUUUUUUGCUUCAAUUUUUUGAAGCACAUCGUCUCAGAAAAGUUCUCUGUCAUGAAGAAACCGAGUUUCCACAGAAGGAAAAACUCUAAUUUCAAAGACACUGAUUUCACAGUGGAUGACCUCUGCCAGUUGAAGUCCAGGGACCGGGGCAGCGUGACCAGCCUGAGCAGUGACUUCUCUCUGAUCACAGAGGACAUGGGCGGAGCCACCUGCCUCACCAACGACGCCGUGGACCUGUUUUCCGGCCAGCCCCUGGCAGCCUCCAGCUGGAGGAAGGGACACAACUCGUCCCCACAGACGGUGCUGUGGAACCGGCCCAACCCCCUGCAGGAGCGGCUGGCCCACCCCCUCAGUCAAGAAACCAAGUCCUCCAGCUCUUCCUCCUCCAACCAAUCAGAGACGGGUUUCACGCGCGCAGGCAGCAGUCCUAUGUCUGUGCCCGGGAGAAGGCUGGCGGCAGAGUACGCCCGCUCAGGCUCCUCCCUCUCCAUGGACUACGGCAGCUGGCAGAUCGUGUCGGGCUGCGGCUCCAUCCACGACCGCGGACAGUUCCUGCCAAACCCCACUGCCACCAACGACUUUCCCCUCCCCUUUAUCUUCCAGGAAGAGGGUCCCAGCGGACGCAUUUGCCCGUCCUCCUCGGAGCGUCAGGCUCGUCUGGAGACUGUGAGGGAGGUGUUCCUGGCUGCCUACAGCUCCACCGUGGGCCUCAAGUCCAGCGCUCCCAGCCCCUCCGGUGCCAUCUCAGGCCUCCUGGAGCAGUUUGCCCGUGGCGUGGGCCUCCGGGGCACCAACAGCAUCGUCUGAUCUAGGGUCAGGUCUCCCCACCCCAAAUGUGAACUCCGGGCUCGUAAUCAUUGUAUUCAUAAAGUGUCUCAGAGUAGGAAUGCUGAUAUAGGAUCAGUUUUUCCUGUUAGAUCAUAUGGACAGGAAGGCCUGAUUCUAGAUCAGCACUCCUACCGUGAGGCUCUGUGAAUAUGGGCCCUGACCACCCCACCCCUCUCCCACUAAAUCCCGUCCUAUUGAAUUGCGGUCCACAAUCCGCAUUCAUCUCCAUCAAGGGAAGAUGAAUCUCGUAUGGACUGUAAUAAAAAUAAAAAGUGCCAAACUUCUCUACUCUA
This is a messenger RNA of Oncorhynchus keta (chum salmon), 3013 nucleotides long. RefSeq names its product myotubularin-related protein 14-like. Gene Ontology annotation, molecular function: phosphatidylinositol-3-phosphate phosphatase activity. Gene Ontology annotation, biological process: dephosphorylation. Bases 738 to 2699 code for a protein of 653 amino acids. The record is from RefSeq and is a predicted model, not a curated record. The transcript has 19 exons. Lineage: Eukaryota; Metazoa; Chordata; Actinopteri; Salmoniformes; Salmonidae.